GACUCGAAAGGCAAGCGGAGUUGGGAAAUAACAUUGCAAGGGGUGAAAAUAUACAACAAAUACAAACGGAUACGAGAUAGCGGUACUGAUCUGACUAGGCCACGUACGGCAUCGGUGCUCAGUACCAUUCCACGCCAACACCGCGGGACAAAGAGGCCAUCACGAGUCAGGAUAUGUGCACGGCGCUGGGCAGAAGCUACAACGUUGCAGAGAUAUCACUCCGAAACGAGGGUCGUUGACGUAUGAGACCACACGGCAAGGGGAUGGAUGAUGCAUCAAAUGCGGAUAGGCGAAACCGAUUUACAUUGGUGCGACAGUGCCGAUGGAACAAGAGAAAUGAGCGGUCUUGAUGGACGGCCGCUGGCCACGUAUGGACAAGAUGGACCUGCAUUCAACCGCAAAGGUGUGGAGAUAAGACCACAAUCUGAGUCUCAAGCCGAGUUGCAGUACGUCUUCCCAGCCAGAGCGUGAAAGCUUCCUUCCCAGACUCUCAAACAUAGAACUAGAGCUGCCUAGAAAUCUCAGGGCGUAUGGAGUGCCGUAGGCCUCAUGAGACGAACAAGCCAGAAGAACGUGGCGACGAGCACGGCGACGUCCAGAUCAGAAGAGCCAAUUUGUAGCGACGUAUAUCAAAUAGAGUGGGCCUCGUGUCAAGUGAUAAGAGCCUUCCGGGGUGAGACACGCGGCGUGAGAGAUAAGCGGGAUCCAGCGGUGACAGCGAGGGCACCCUGAGUGGUAGACGGGCACUUGGCGGGUGCUGAUGAAGACAUCUACUCUGCUCUAGCAAGGCGAGCGCGACGAUGGCUGGCCAAGUGGCGAACAGAGACCCGGGGGCGCGGAUAUGUUUGAGUAUGUCUGACCAGCAGUGAGAGAACCAGGGCGACAGAAAGGACAGGUGAAGUGCGGGCGCUGUAACAAGUGGAUUUGAUGGAGGGCGAUUGAGCGGGUAAACGAAUCAAAGGAGAUGUCCCGAUGAUGGAGAUCCCAUGGGAGACAGGCGAUUGUUG
Messenger RNA from Coniophora puteana RWD-64-598 SS2, 1007 nucleotides. RefSeq lists its product as uncharacterized. The transcript has a single exon. The record is from RefSeq and is a predicted model, not a curated record. NCBI's taxonomy places the organism in Eukaryota, Fungi, Basidiomycota, Agaricomycetes, Boletales, Coniophoraceae. The annotation marks the transcript as partial.